AAAUUUAAUGGACAUGAAAGUUGGAUCUAUUAAGAAUAGAUAUAAGAAGUUGCUACUUAAGCCACUUAGGAAGCUGUCUUAGAUGCCUAGUUUAAUGAUAUUGAGUAAAAGUGGAAGGCUCUAGAAUUUACAUGUGUUAACUAUAAGCCUGAAAACCUAAGGAACAAGGAAGUUUAUGUGCUCACUGAAAUAGAUGAAUUAUAAGCUGCCUUAGAUGAUUUCUUGGCAAGUUUAAAUAAUAUAUUGGGAAGUAGAUACUUGAAGAUGUUGAGAAAGAGAGCUGAAAAAUUAUAAAAGGAUGUGUUGAUUGCAUAGGAAACUUUGGAUGAUUGGCUAUAAGUUUAGAAAAAUUGGAUUUAUUUGGAAAAUAUUUUUGCCAGUCAGGAUAUCAAAACAAAAUUGAAGGAAGAAAAUGCUUUGUUUGAAAAUGUCGAUAAACAAUUUAAGGCUAUAAUGAAGAAAACUAAUUCAUAGAAGUAAGUUCAUAGAGCAAGUGGAUUACUAGAUAAAUUUAGAGAAUACAAAGAAACAUUAAAUAGAAUCCAAAAGGCAUUAGAAUCUUAUUUAGAAGAAAAGAGAAUGGCAUUCCCAAGAUUUUAUUUCUUAUCAAAUGAUGAGCUUUUGGAAAUUUUGGCUAAAUCAUAGGAUUUUGAUGCAAUUCAAAGAAAUUUAAAGAAAUGUUUUGAAGCCAUUUAUAGACUUGAAUAACCUGAAGAAGGUGCUAGAUCAGUAAAUGGAAUGAUUUCACCAGAAGGAGAGAAGAUUCCAUUUGUAAAGGGUGUUUCAACAAAAGAAGAAGUUGAAUUGUGGUUGAUGAAAGUUUAAGAUUAGAUGAUUGAAUCCUUAAAGAAGAGAAUGAAACAAGGAAAAGUAGAGAGUGAAACCUAAGAAAGAAAUCACUGGUUACUAAAUUAACCAGCUCAAGUAGUUGCCACAAUUUCGAAUCUAAUCUGGACAUAUGAUACUGAAUAAGCUAUUAAUAGUAUGACAGAUGAUUCUACUGCUUUAUCAAAACACUAUAAUCUGUUAUAUGAGUCAUUGAAUGGAUUGACUGCCUUAGUUAGAGGUACAUUGACUCCACUUCAACACAAAGUCAUAGUGGCAUUGAUUACUUAAGAUGUUCAUGCUAGAGAUAUUGUGGAUGCUUUAACUGAUGAAAAUGUUAGUUCAAUCAGUGAAUUCUCAUGGUAAUAAUAAUUAAGAUAUUAUAUGGAUGAAAAUGAUCUAAUUAUAGUGAGAUAAGUUAAUGCUAAAUUAAAUUAUGGAUACGAAUAUUUAGGAGCUACAACAAGAUUGGUUAUUACUAAUUUGACAGACAGAUGUUGGAUGACAAUUACUGGAGCAUUGAAUAUUAAAUUAGGAGCAGCUCCAGCUGGACCAGCAGGAACAGGAAAGACAGAAUCAACUAAGGACUUGGCCAAAGCUUUGGGAAUGUUUUGUGUUGUGUUCAAUUGUUCUGAUCAAAUUGAAUAUAAGAUGAUGGGAAGAUUAUUCAGUGGUUUAGUUUAAUAAGGAGCUUGGGCAUGUUUGGAUGAAUUCAAUCGUAUUGAUAUUGAAGUGUUAAGUGUCAUUGCUCAACAAUUAUUAACUGUAAGAUAGGCAUUAAUCAGAAGAGAUUAAUAAUUUAUAUUUGUGAAUCCAGAUAAACCAAUCAAUUUAAAGGAAGAAGUGGGAGUAUUCAUUACAAUGAAUCCAGGAUAUGCAGGCAGAACAGAAUUACCAGACAAUCUAAAGGUCUUAUUUAGACCAGUAUCUAUGAUGAUUCCUGAUUAUAAAUUAAUUGCUGAAAUCAUGCUUUAAGCAGAAAGGGUUUGA
Messenger RNA from Paramecium tetraurelia, 1815 nucleotides. RefSeq lists its product as uncharacterized. The record is from RefSeq and is a predicted model, not a curated record. Gene Ontology annotation, molecular function: minus-end-directed microtubule motor activity; dynein light intermediate chain binding; dynein intermediate chain binding. Gene Ontology annotation, biological process: microtubule-based movement. NCBI's taxonomy places the organism in Eukaryota, Ciliophora, Oligohymenophorea, Peniculida, Parameciidae. Gene Ontology annotation, cellular component: dynein complex. The annotation marks the transcript as partial. The transcript has a single exon.